CAACUUGGCCUUAUGCUUCUUUUUUCUUCUCUAUCAUCUGCCCUUCACUUCUAACAUGAAGGGUUGUGUGUUUUUCCCUUGGUUUGUGAAAAUAGUAGUGAUAACCAACAUUAUUUGCUUAAUUAGCAAUAAUGUUGAUUUAGCAGAAGCCAAGCAAAAGAAGCUGCCACCUAAAAAUAUGGCUGCACAGUGCGAUUUGUAUGAUGGAAGAUGGGUUUUAGAUUAUAAGUACCCACUUUAUAAUGCCAAAGAUUGUCCAUUCCUUUUACAGCAGUUUGAUUGUGUAAGAAAUGGCAGACCGGACAGAGCGUAUCUCGAGUAUAGAUGGCAACCGCGAAAUUGUGACUUGACCAGGUGGGAUGGAAAGGAUUUCGUGAGAAGAAUUAAAAAUAAGAAGGUGCUUUUCGUGGGAGAUUCAUUGAGCUUGAAUCAAUGGCAAUCCUUGGCUUGCAUGCUUCAUUCUGCCUUCCCUUGUGCAUAUUACAAUGUCACCAGAAAUGGAGCUCUCAUGUCAACUUUUUCUAUACCAUCGAAGCAAGUGACAGUGAGUUACGUGAGAAAUGCACUGCUGGUUGACAAAGUGAGGCAGAAAUCAAAAAGAGUGCUAAAGCUAGACUCGGUUGCAGGUUCGUCAAAGCUGUGGAUGGGUUAUGACAUCUUGAUCUUUGAUACUUGGCAUUGGUGGCUUCACACUGGAAGAAAACAACCAUGGGAUGUGAUUCAAGAUGGGAAAUACGUGCGCAAAGAUAUGGAUCGUUUAAAAGCUUACGAAAAAGCCUUGGUAACAUGGGGUAGAUGGGUUUCCGACAACAUUAAUUUCAAGAAAGUUCAGGUCUUCUUCCAGGGUAUCUCCCCUGAUCACAGCAAUGCCACCGAAUGGGGGAGAAAGACCAACAAAAUGCAAUGUUGGGGAGAAAAGAAACCCAUAAAAAAGCUAAGGUAUGGAAGUAAAGUUCAAGCAAACAUGCUGUUGGACCAAGUGUUGGGAAAAACAGGAAAGCCAGUUCAUUUGCUGAGUAUAAGCAAAAUGUCACAAUAUAGAGUGGAUGGUCAUCCUUCUAUUUAUGGAAGCCCUAGGUAUAAAGGCAUGGAUUGUACACAUUGGUGUCUUCCUGGUAUUCCUGAUACUUGGAAUCAACUUCUUUAUUCUAAUCUCAUGUAAAUUGAUAAUUGUUAUA
Nicotiana tabacum (common tobacco) is the source of this 1178-nucleotide messenger RNA. Its product is annotated as protein trichome birefringence-like 43. Gene Ontology annotation, molecular function: O-acetyltransferase activity. Gene Ontology annotation, cellular component: Golgi apparatus. The record is from RefSeq and is a predicted model, not a curated record. NCBI's taxonomy places the organism in Eukaryota, Viridiplantae, Streptophyta, Magnoliopsida, Solanales, Solanaceae.